Mytilus californianus (California mussel) is the source of this 2734-nucleotide messenger RNA. Its product is annotated as N6-adenosine-methyltransferase subunit METTL3-like. The record is from RefSeq and is a predicted model, not a curated record. Gene Ontology annotation, molecular function: mRNA m(6)A methyltransferase activity; mRNA (2'-O-methyladenosine-N6-)-methyltransferase activity. The transcript has 16 exons. NCBI's taxonomy places the organism in Eukaryota, Metazoa, Mollusca, Bivalvia, Mytilida, Mytilidae. The coding region runs from base 79 to 1731 and encodes 550 amino acids. Gene Ontology annotation, cellular component: RNA N6-methyladenosine methyltransferase complex; nucleus.
GACACCGAUCAAAUAUAAAAAAAAAUUGAGAUCGUAUAACCAUUUACCUAUUUACGAUACAGAUUUUUAAACACAGCCAUGUCAGAUUCAGAUGCAUGGAGCGAUAUCCAAGCUAUCAAAAGCAAACAGAGCAGCCUGAGAGCAAAAAUGCUCCAGAGACGAAAAGAAAGAGAAGGAAUUGCAGCCGAAAUCACCAAGUCCAGCAUUUCACCGACAACAAGUAGUGAAGAUACAAAGAGCCAAUCAGAAACUGCCAGUCCUGUUAAAGCAAUACCAUCUACUUCUUCCAGUCCAGUAAAGUCCACUCAGGCAGUAGAACCUACAAAGAUAGACCCUGUCUUAGAGAAGAAAAUCAUGUUGGCCCUCUGUGACAUAGAUCUAGACAUACCAUGUAGUUCUAGUGUUAUAGCUGAACAUUCGUCUAAAAUACUCAAACAGACUGUUAAACUUGAUAUUGUGGAAGAACUUCUUAAGAAAUUUGCAGGGCAACAGCUGAUUAAUAUAACAGUAAAAGAUGACAACUCAGAAGAUGAACAAGGCAAAAUUAUUGUCAAUAGUAUGGAUAUAUCUAAGCUAUCUUCAAUGACAAAAGAAAGCGAUGACAAAGUAUCUAAGAAAAGGAAACAUGACGGGGAUAGCAGUAUUGAAGAACCGACAGUGAAACAAUCCAAAGUUAAAGAUAACAGCAUUGAGAGCCUUUUGUCAAUGGAAUCUGCCAAGGAGAAGGAAAAUAAGAAAUUGAAUGAAGAAAUCUUAGAAUUGUUGGAUAAACCCACAGCAAAGGAACAAUUCCUAACUCAGAGGUUCAAAUCCCAAGGAGGUGCCCAACUGAAGGAAUUUUGUCAGUUUGGUACCAGAGAAGAAUGCUCCAGAUUAAAGGAAACAUCAAAGCCUUGUAAAAGACUUCAUUUUAGAAAAAUUAUCAACAAACAUACAGAUGAAUCACUUGGUGAUUGUUCCUUCCUGAACACUUGUUUCCAUAUGGACACAUGCAAGUAUGUACAUUAUGAGGUUGAAUACCAAGCUAAGUUAGGACUUACCAAAGAAUUGUCUGUCACAAAGAAAAUAGAAAAUACUGAUGUACAAAUGUUUCCACCUCAGUGGAUCCAGUGUGAUCUUCGAGUGUUUGACAUGUCAGUGCUUGGGAAAUGUGCGGUUAUCAUGGCUGAUCCACCAUGGGAUAUCCACAUGGAAUUACCCUAUGGAACAAUGCAGGAUGAUGAAAUGAGAAAGUUGCCAGUCCCAGCUUUACAAGAUGAUGGAUAUAUAUUCUUGUGGGUCACAGGAAGAGCUAUGGAACUAGGAAGAGAAUGUUUGGAUCUGUGGGGAUAUACAAGAAUGGAUGAAUUGAUAUGGGUGAAGACCAAUCAACUACAGAGAAUAAUAAGGACAGGAAGAACUGGUCAUUGGCUGAAUCAUGGAAAAGAACAUUGUCUGGUUGGUGUAAAAGGUAACCCUAAAGGUGUGAAUUGUGGUUUGGACUGUGAUGUUAUUGUAGCAGAGGUAAGGGCUACCAGUCAUAAACCUGAUGAAGUCUAUGGUAUUAUAGAAAGGUUGUCUCCAGGAACAAGAAAAGUAGAACUGUUUGGUCGUCCACAUAAUGUACAGCCUAAUUGGAUAACACUAGGAAACCAAACAGAAGGAGUUCGAUUAAAGGAUCCUGACAUUGUGGCCAGAUUUAAAGAGAGAUAUCCAGAUGGAAACUGUAUGGAACCAGCCAAACCUAGAUAGUGAUGUCUUCCUGAAUGAUAUUGACAUAUAAAUACUAAAACAAUUUGUAGAACAGCUUUAUUGUGUUCAAAUGUAUCAACAAUAUAGCAUGCACGUGAAAUUCAAGACAUGUUAUAAUUUGUAGACUACAUGUUACAAGCUGAGUUAAAUAGACUUGAGGAAACACAAGAUUAAAAUGUGCAAUAUUGCAAAUUUGGAUUUCAAUUCAUCAAUGAAAUCAAAGGAAAUAGUGCUUGUUUAUUAAAAGUGAAAUAAGUUUUUAAUACCUUGUAUAAAGUAGUUCAUAAUAAUAGUAUUUUAUCAUCAUUGUUUUACUUUCAAAGCUGAACUUUUUUGUUGACAUAUUAUCUGCAAUGACUUGCAUCAAGUUUUGGUCGAAUGAGGGAGCAUAUACAUUUUUACCUCUAUCCAUCCAUGUUUUUACAGCGAUUUUUGUGAAACAAUUUCAUCAUCAGAUAAUUUUCUCAUGUUCUCUGAAUUUGAUAUCUGUGUGUUGCACUUUCAGAAUCUAGCAUUCUUGAUACAGUAUAAUAUAGUAUUGUUUCAUUUUGUAGUUGUAUUUUUGUCAUCUUCAACAUUAAUGAUUUAUGUGCUUUUGAACUGAUUUUAAUUGUGCACUUUUUGUACUUUUUGUUAUUCCAUUGAUCAAGAUAAAGAGAGAGAGGGUUGAGACCCUUAAUAGUUUGACCUCAUCUCAUAUAAAUGUGAUUGGGUCAGGUCAAGAACCUCAGUAGUAUUUGGUUUUUGAACAAGUAUAAUUUGUUUACUAAACAGAAAGUAAUCUUUUAAUAAUUGUGUAAAAGGAAUUAUACUAAAAUGAGAUAGGGGACAUUAAUGAACUCUAGAAGGUUAUGAAAUUUUUUUUGUAACAUAUUAAAUGGCCAAAACAAUUCAUGACACAGUAAACAAAACAUUUAUCAUUUAAGAUUUUUUAUACAUUUUGUAUUUGUUAUUCAAUAUUAAGUUGUUGUCUUUGAGAUGAAAAUAAAAUUUUAUAAGGAAA